CUCUCCAGUACUUGGAGGGCUUGCUGCUAAACAAUAUUUCCGACAUUCUGUCAGUGUCUGUGCUACAGAAUUAAACAUUGCAGGGCCAGGCAUAAUGUUGGUAGCUACCUCUAAAGCUGCUAUUCCAAGAAACAGGUUGUCUUUUGAGUGUGGUACACAUGAAAUGCUACCAUGUGCCAGUCGCGUCUGCUUGGAGUUCUCUAUUAACCUAUUAACCAUGGCUUACCUCACCGCACUGAUGCUGGUAAUAGCUUAUCUCUUCAAUGAAGUGCACAUUGUGGGGGAGAAAGUGAAUGGGCAGUUUGCUGUAGUGAAAAAAUGCCGUGAGAAAAGCACUGGUCAGCAGUUUGCAGCAAAAUUCAUCAAGAAACGGAGAACGAAAUCCAGCCGGCGCGGAGUGAGCCGGGAAGAUAUUGAGCGAGAAGUCGGCAUACUAAAAGAGAUACGACAUCCUAAUGUGAUCACACUGCAUGAUGUUUAUGAGAACAAAACAGAUGUCAUUCUUAUUCUGGAACUUGUUGCAGGUGGAGAGCUCUUCGACUUCUUAGCUGAGAAAGAAUCUCUUACAGAGGAGGAAGCCACAGAAUUUCUCAAACAGAUACUUAAUGGUGUUAAGUAUCUCCACUCUCUACAAAUUGCCCACUUUGAUCUUAAGCCUGAGAACAUCAUGUUGUUGGACCGGAAUGUACCAAAACCUCGAAUCAAGAUUAUUGACUUUGGUUUAGCACACAAAAUUGACUUUGGAAAUGAAUUCAAAAACAUCUUCGGGACGCCAGAGUUUGUUGCUCCUGAAAUAGUAAAUUAUGAGCCUCUUGGUCUUGAAGCAGAUAUGUGGAGCAUUGGUGUAAUAACUUAUAUUCUUCUAAGUGGUGCAUCACCAUUUCUUGGAGAAACCAAACAGGAAACAUUGGCAAAUGUGUCUGCUGUGAAUUAUGAAUUUGAGGAAGAGUUCUUCAGUAAUACCAGUGCCCUAGCUAAAGAUUUUAUACGAAGACUUCUAGUCAAGGAUCCAAAGAAGAGAAUGACUAUACAAGAUAGCUUGCUGCAUCCUUGGAUUAAGCCUAAAGACACCCAGCAAGCACUUAGUAGAAAAGCAUCUGCAGUGAAUAUGGAGAAAUUCAAAAAGUUUGCAGCACGACGAAAAUGGAAACAAUCAGUACGCUUAAUAUCAUUGUGCCAAAGAUUAUCAAGAUCUUUCUUGUCCAGAAGUAACAUGAGUGUCGCUAGGAGUGAUGAUACUCUGGAUGAGGAAGAUUCUUUUGUGAUGAAAGCUAUUAUUCAUGCCAUCAAUGAUGACAACGUUCCUGGAUUACAGCACCUUCUGGGAUCUCUGACAAAUUACGAUGUCAAUCAACCCAACAAGCAUGGAACACCUCCACUACUGAUUGCUGCUGGCUGUGGAAACAUUCAGAUGCUUCAGCUGCUUUUAAACCGUGGAUCCCGUAUUGAUGUUCAAGAUAAGGCUGGAUCUAAUGCAAUCUAUUGGGCUUCUCGACAUGGUCAUGUGGAAACACUGAAAUUUCUCAGUGAUAAUAAGUGUCCUUUGGACGUUAAGGAUAAGUCUGGGGAGACUGCUCUCCAUGUUGCAGCUCGGUAUGGGCAUGUGGAUGUGGUUCAGUUUCUCUGUAGCAUUGGAUCCAAUCCAGACCUUCAAGACAAGGAAGAAGAAACUCCACUGCAUUGUGCUGCUUGGCAUGGCUACUACUCUGUUGCCAAAGCACUCUGUGAAGCAGGUUGUAAUGUGAACAUUAAAAACAAAGAAGGGGAGACUCCGCUUUUGACAGCAUCUGCUCGGGGUUACCAUGACAUUGUGAAGUGCUUGGCAGAACAUGGGGCUGACCUUGAUGCAACAGACAAGGAUGGUCAUAUGGCCCUACACCUUGCUGUGAGAAGAUGUCAAAUAGAAGUAGUUAAAACUCUGAUCAGUCACGGAUGUUUUGUAGAUUUCCAAGACAGACAUGGCAACAGUCCCUUGCAUGUGGCCUGCAAAGAUGGGAAUGUUCCUAUUGUGAUGGCACUGUGUCAAGCAAGUUGCAGUUUGGAUGUCACUAAUAAGUAUGGAAGAACACCUUUACAUCUGGCAGCAAACAAUGGCAUUCUUGAUGUUGUCCGAUUCCUGUGUCUUACUGGUGCCAAUGUAGAAGCUUUAACUGCU
This is a messenger RNA of Pterocles gutturalis (yellow-throated sandgrouse), 2155 nucleotides long. RefSeq names its product death-associated protein kinase 1-like. The record is from RefSeq and is a predicted model, not a curated record. The transcript has 19 exons. The annotation marks the transcript as partial. Gene Ontology annotation, cellular component: cytoplasm; nucleus. Lineage: Eukaryota; Metazoa; Chordata; Aves; Pterocliformes; Pteroclidae. Gene Ontology annotation, molecular function: protein serine/threonine kinase activity; ATP binding; protein binding. Gene Ontology annotation, biological process: positive regulation of apoptotic process; intracellular signal transduction; protein phosphorylation.